Molecule: messenger RNA, 852 nt
Organism: Saprolegnia diclina VS20
Lineage: Eukaryota; Oomycota; Saprolegniomycetes; Saprolegniales; Saprolegniaceae
Exons: 7
Coding region: 1-852 (283 amino acids)
Source: RefSeq, a predicted model, not a curated record
AUGUCCAACAGCCCUGCCAAGGCCGACGCCAAGAGCCCGCGGUCGCCGUCCAAGUCGCCCAACAAGGGCGUCGGCGCUGCGCCGCUGCACACGGCCUACGAUGACAUCAAAUCGUCCUGCGGCGAGCAAGUCGACUCGCGGAAGCGCACGGCGCCAACCACGUGCUUUGGCAGCAGCAGCCGCGGCCAAGGCUCCGACGGCUCCAAGUCCCCUGGACCUGGCGCGUAUCAAGUGCCAACGUCCCUCGGCAAGCCCGUGCUCUCGACGAUGCGCACGGCGCCAGCAUGCUCGGUCGCUGGCCGGGAAAAGUUUGGCUCUGUCUCCGACCUCAAGUUGGCGGCCAGCUGCCCUGGCCCUGGCGACUACUCGAGCCAAGUGGUUAAUCUGAAGGAGGCCAACGCACCCCACUACUCGCUCGGCAAAAAGUGGACUACGCCGGCUGAGCCCACCAAGAAGUCACCAGGCCCAGGUGCAUAUGACACACCCGAGAGCAUUAGCACCAAAGCCGUACGCUCAACGAACCGCUCGGCGCCCGCGCCAUCGUUUUCGAAAGUCAACCGAAAGCCGCUCACCGAGUCGUCCACUGCCGACGUGGGCCCUGGUCAGUACAACACGGGCAACGUCGCCGUUGGUCGCCAAGUAGUGUCGACAGUAAACAACUCGGCGGCCUACUCGUUCUCGAUCGUCGGUCGCUCCAAGGCGCCCGUCGGUGCCCGCAGCAGCCACGAAAUGAGUCCCGCCCCCAACGCCUACAAGCAGCAAGCUGCGGUGGGCACGCAAGUCCUCUCCAACUUUAAGACGGCGCCCAAGUGCACCAUGUCGGGCCGGACCAAGUUUGGGAGUCAUUUUUAA